GAAGCUUUAGGAACGAAGGACUUAUGGCGGAGGUGGGUCCCGGGAGAGCCACAGGCUCGCGGCUGGGUCUGGGCCUGCGUCUCGGCCAUCGGCGACCUCAAACCUGGGAGAUUUCCGACUCAGACGGUGAAGGUGUCCCCGCUAGGGAGGUCGGCACGCAAGCCCCGAGUACAGUAGGAGAGCGCAGAGCUGCGGCCAAGGCUUUACGGGCAGAUCAGGUUAUGGGGCGACUGGUGGUGUGCGUGGACCCAGCUGUCCUGGAAGAUGCAGGCUCGGACAUCCUGAUGGAGGCGCUGGGCACGCUAGGCUGUGAAUGUCGCAUCGAACCGCAGCACCAGGCCCGCAGCCUGCGGUGGAACGUUGUGAGGCCCGACCCUGCCCACAGCAAUGUGCCUCUGGAGGCGAAGGCUGAAAACGAGCAGGAACAGUUGCUGCUGCUGGAACCCCAGGAAUUUCUUCAGGGUGCCGUGCAGCUGACCCAGGUCACAGAUCCACCUAGCUCCAUCCCCUGGCUUUCUCCCAAGAAUCUCACCCGCUCCCAUCUGGCUAUCAUCGGACUGGACGCAUACCUGUGGUCUCACCAGCCCAGUUCUCAGAAGACAUGGCAACUAAAGAAGUCAAAGGAAGCCCAUGCCAGGGUAGCCAUCAGCUGGGCUGAGGUGGAAGAGGCCCUGGUGCUGCUGCAGCUCCAUGCAAGCCUGGACGUGCUGCUGGUGGCCUCGUGGCAGGAGCUGAGUCAGUACGUGUGUGCCUUCACCAGGGCCCUCUCGCAGCUCCCCUCGAAACAGCUCCGGGACUCCCAGGCCUUUUCUUUCUGCACAGCAGGGCACUGGGCCUCAGGCCAGCAAGUGACCAGAGAUGGCUCUGGGCUCAGAGGAGUGUGGUGGCGACAAAUCAGACAGUUCAACCGGGUCAGCCCAGGUGUGGCUGACGCUAUUGUUACUGCCUUCCCAUCACCCCGCCUUUUGCAAGAGGCUCUCCUGGACUGCAGCACAGAGCGGGAACGCCUGAGCCUCCUAGCUGACCUCCCUGUGAAGGCCCACAGCGGCAAGCAACCUCGCAGAGUGGGGCCUGACCUCUCACGCAGAAUCUGUAUCUUCUUGACCACCACCAACCCUGACCUCCUGCUGGACCUGAGCUCUUAACCUGUGCCAUCCUUGGGUCACCUCCUGCCCAUCAGUACAACAGGACAAGUCUGCCCAAGAAUCUAAUUAUCCUGUGGGGCAGGCAAGGAGGUUUGGGUCCAGCCCAUACCUUUUUCAGACUGUGGUAGACAGACUCUGUAGCCUGAUGGUCAAAUGGAAAUAACCAUGGGAGCUGGGGGAGAGGGUAAGGGAAGCUGAGGUGAACAGAAGAGUGGAGGGUAGUGGCUGCAAGGGCCCUAGGGUGACCUGGGUCUCAACGUGGCUUUGGCCUGGCCCCUUGUUGCAGGAAGCUUAGUAGCAGGUCUGAGUGCCCAGUUGUACUAUUAUAGCCCUAUGCUGACUGGAAGCUUAGGGUGCACCCUCAGAGAGGUACUCAGAUCCAAGCCGGGCUCUCUCAAAGCUGCCGGACAGAGGCAGAUAAACAAUAGACACAGGCAGCUCGGGUACU
Mus pahari (shrew mouse) is the source of this 1593-nucleotide messenger RNA. RefSeq names its product essential meiotic structure-specific endonuclease subunit 2 (gene Eme2). Lineage: Eukaryota; Metazoa; Chordata; Mammalia; Rodentia; Muridae. The record is from RefSeq and is a predicted model, not a curated record. Gene Ontology annotation, molecular function: DNA binding; nuclease activity. The coding region runs from base 24 to 1145 and encodes 373 amino acids. Gene Ontology annotation, cellular component: nucleus; Holliday junction resolvase complex. Gene Ontology annotation, biological process: replication fork processing; double-strand break repair; mitotic intra-S DNA damage checkpoint signaling. The transcript is spliced from 8 exons.